UAACCAAUCAAAAACACCGUGUGUGUGUGUACAUAUAAGUAGCCCAAAACAGGAAAGAAAAUUCACACCUCUGCUCUCCUUAGAUUCCGGACAGCUUUCUCACCGGAACUAAUCAUUCAAGUAAGAAGUCUCUAACGGUUCCCUCUAUUUCUCCCUCUCUGAAUCAUCAUUUCCUCUUUUUUUUUUUUUCUUCUUCUUUUUUUUUUGUUUCUUCUUUGAUUUUCGCUCGCUUAAUUCCUCUCUUGGGGGAUUUGAUUUUCCCGGAUGCUCAUGUCGUCCGGUGGUCCCGCCACCACCACCGCCUCCGCCAACGUUAGCCCCAGUGGCCACCCUGGACCCACCACCACUAGGCGACGCGUUGAUGCCGCAGAUAAGUCUUCUGCCUUUUCCGACUAUUAUGAUGUUGUCUCUGACGAAGAAGACGCUCUUAACGGCUCUUCCGCUGGGCCCAAUCACCACCACCACCACCAUCAUCAUCCUUUGAUCAGGUAUCUUCUACUCCGCAGAAAGUUAUUCUUCUUUCUUCCUGAGGCUUGGCUGCUUGCUCUCGAGGAUGGUUGCCAUUGGAUUGCCACCGUGGUUCAGAGUUUGAGAUCCGGUAAAAACAUGGGCCGUAAGAUUUUUGCUGCUUUGACGUUAAUGUUGGUCGUAUCGGUAUUCCUUAAGGUCUCGUUUUUGGAUCAUCACGUCGAAAGUGGUGGAGAAAAUGGGCUUUUGAUAAUACAGACAAUCAAAGAAGAUUGGGCCAUGGCUCAACGUAUUGUAACAGAAAACGCAGCCUCCAUGCCCAAGCGCGUCUUGGAGAAAUUCCCUACUCCAGAAAUUUGGAUGAAACCCAAUAGUGACAAUUACUAUCAAUGCAUAUCCCGGCCCAGAAGUCAAAUAAAGGCUAGAAAAACAAAUGGCUAUCUUCUUGUUCAUGCCAAUGGUGGACUGAAUCAAAUGAGAACAGGGAUUUGUGAUAUGGUUGCUGUUGCAAAGAUAAUGAAUGCAACUCUUGUCCUACCUUCUCUUGAUCAUGAAUCAUUUUGGACAGAUCCAAGCACUUUUAAAGACAUUUUUGACUGGAGACACUUCAUGGAAGCGUUGAAGGAUGAUAUUGAUAUAGUAGAGUAUUUGCCAGCUGAAUAUGCAGCAAAGAAGGCCCUUUUAAAGGCUCCUAUCUCCUGGUCGAAGGCUAGUUACUACAGAGGUGAGAUGUCCUCCUUGUUAAAGAAGCAUAAGGUGGUAAAGUUUACCCACACUGAUUCACGACUAGCUAACAAUGGCCUUGCAGCCUCCAUUCAGAGGCUAAGGUGCCGUGCCAAUUAUGAGGCUCUCCAGUACUCAAAGGAGAUUGAGGAUCUUGGCAACAUAUUGGUUGAUAGACUAAGGAAUAAUAGUGAGCCAUAUGUUGCUCUUCAUUUAAGAUAUGAGAAAGACAUGCUUUCAUUCACUGGCUGUAAUCACAAUCUUACAGCAGAAGAGGCUGGGGAACUCAGGGAUAUGAGGUACAAAGUCCGGCAUUGGAAGGAGAAGGAGAUAGAUAGCAGAGAAAGGCGACUUCAAGGGGGAUGUCCAAUGUCCCCAAGAGAAGCAGCUCUGUUUCUCAAGGCCAUGGGAUACCCUUCCUCUACGACUAUCUACAUAGUUGCUGGAAAAAUAUAUGGUAGCAAUAGCUUGGCAGCCUUCCAAGCAGAGUUCCCAAAUGUUUUUUCUCAUUCUAGUUUAGCAACUGCAGAAGAGUUAGAACCAUUCAAGCCAUAUCAGAAUCGCCUUGCUGCCUUGGAUUAUAUUGUGGCACUUGAAAGUGAUGUCUUUGUUUAUACAUAUGAUGGAAAUAUGGCCAAAGCAGUGCAGGGGCAUAGGAGGUUUGAAGGAUUUCGAAAGACUAUCAACCCAGACAGACAAAAUUUUGUUACACUGAUUGAUCAGUUGGAUGAGGGUUCAAUAUCUUGGGAAGAAUUCUGUGCAAAGGUAAAGAGUUUACAUUCAAACAGGAUUGGAUCUCCUUAUCUUAGGCAGGCGGGAGAGUCACCGAGGCUGGAAGAGAACUUCUAUGCAAAUCCUUUUCCUGGUUGUGUUUGUAACAAGUCUCAUGAGCUAUUGAGCAGCCUGAAAUUUGACAAGAGAAUAAAAUCAAAUCUCGGGGCUACAUCGCAAAGAUAGGGGCCAUAAGAAUUGACGCCUGGCUGGUGUUGUGAAUUAUUUGACACCCAUUUUUCCUAGAAAGAUUGGUUGGCACGGGUGCCUGCAUUCGGCAGCUUUUGACCAAACAAGGGACUGUAGAAGUUGCCAUCAGGGAAUUCUUGAGUUUUCUCAUGUGAUACAAAAAAUACACGCCCAAUUUUUUGUUUAGAUAGAGGAUUAAACAGAAAUUUAGGGAAAUGUAGAGGUGAAUCAGGCUAGUUACGCAGGCAUAUAUAUUUAUUCCAUUUGCAAAUGGAGUUAAAAGUUUAUCAUUUAUUUAUUAUUACCGACGCAAAAAGAAAUACAUUCAUUAAUUUUUCCUUA
Messenger RNA from Hevea brasiliensis (rubber tree), 2493 nucleotides. RefSeq names its product O-fucosyltransferase 19. The transcript is spliced from 8 exons. Gene Ontology annotation, cellular component: cytoplasm. NCBI's taxonomy places the organism in Eukaryota, Viridiplantae, Streptophyta, Magnoliopsida, Malpighiales, Euphorbiaceae. The record is from RefSeq and is a predicted model, not a curated record. The coding region runs from base 265 to 2148 and encodes 627 amino acids.